GAUUUAUUCCUAUCAUCUGUGGUGUGUUGGCCUGAUGCGAUCCACCGAAAACAAGCUUGUUCGCCUAACUGUCUUUUGAUUCUGAUGUCAUCUCAGGGAUUAUUUUCUCAGUUGAAACAAACCAAGGAUCCCACUGUGUUGAGACAACUUAAUCAGUACGUUAGGUUCAACACGAGACUUGCUGUAGCGAAGGCGACGGUGCAGUUUCUGGAUGAAUGCCUUUUGCGUAGUGAAUAUCCCAAACACUUUUGGAAGAUUCUCAGACGUAACGGAGUUAAGCCAACGAGCACUGCUUUGAAGCGUCACACUCUGAACAAGCGAGACACUGUGGUUUCUCGGAUUGAUGAGCUUGACCACAAGCGGUGUAGCUACUCCGAUGCACUGAGUGAAUUGGACCAUGAGGAAUACAAACAGUUCGAAUCAUUCGUUCAGCGAAUUAUGGCUCGGCAAGUGGAAGUGCGAAUAGCCUCAUUACGGCGACAAAUCGCUUCAAUAACGCAGAGUAACUCGUUUCCACCUGACCCUGAGAAGUACGUGCACAAUUUCUCCUCUUUGCAAUUAGAUAGAACACAAAUGGAGGUCCUCUCACUAGGCCCGAAAUUCUGUUACCCCAGAGGUAAUGUACAACAGUUAGACUUGGAAGUCCAAUUUGAAAAUCUCUAUUCUCAAGUUUCUACCUUAACACCAUCAUCAGCAUUAGCAGCCGAACAGUAUAAAUCCACAUUGGUAAACACAUGCUACCAGUACCUGAGAUACAAACCGACCAUCAAAUAUCUUCUAAAGAACAGGCAUUUGGACGCUCUGAAGGAACUCAAGAAAAACGAGGAUGUUUUGUUGUCUAGACCGGACAAAGGAGCCGGGAUUGUAUUGAUGAACAAGUCAGAUUAUAUUGAUAAGAUGAACACCAUCCUAAGAGACGCAUCGAAAUUUCGAAAAGUGCAAAACGAGAAAGACAGGACGCCGGCGAUUGAGAAGACCAUGACAAGACUUUUGCGGCGUUUGAAACAAAAUAACAUCAUAGACUCUGACACUUUUGAAUACGCCAGACCUAGUGGAACCGUGAUUCCGAGACUUUAUGGCUUACCUAAGAUCCACAAGCAAGGUGUACCGUUGAGACCGAUACUGGACAUGUACAACUCUCCCUAUCAUCUGACUGCUAAGUGGCUUGUUAAACGCCUCGAGCCGGUCAGGAAAGCCAUAUCUAGGUACAGCCUCCGGGACACUUUCGAAUUUCUUGACUCGGUGCAACAACUAAAUCUAGCUGGACGGAAGAUGUUCUCACUAGAUGUGACGUCACUUUUCACCAACGUCCCGUUAGAAGAGACCAUUGACUAUCUCUGCGAGUUUAUCCAAUUGCACAACUUCAACAUCGGUAUUCCAAAUGACUGUUUAAGGCAACUUAUAUUGGCGUGCACUAAGAACAUUCAGUUUCAGUUCAAUGAGACGUUUUACAGACAAAUAGACGGGGUAGCUAUGGGUUCACCAUUAGGACCGCUACUCGCCGAUGUCUUCAUGAGUAAGUUGGAGAACACUCAGCUAAACGAAUGUAUCAACAACUUGGUUUACUACGGUCGAUACGUAGAUGACAUAUUUUGUGUUGCGGAUGAUCGAGUAUGCAUCGAAGAUCUGUUAGCCCACUUCAACGCUGCACAUAACAACAUAGUGUUCACCAUAGAACUUGAAAGUAACAACUCGUUGUCAUUCUUAGAUGUCCACAUCACCAGAACAUCAGACGGGACAGUACAAAGGAGAGUACAUAGAAAGACAACUUGGACCGGUCAAUAUACUCAUUUCGCCAGCUUUGUUCCAAUGAGUCAAAAACGCAACCUGGUCCGUUGUCUAACGGAAAGAGCGAGGAAAAUAUGCACGGAAGAUACGCUGUCAGAUGAACUGAGUUUUAUUCGAAGCGUUCUCGAACAAAAUGGUUAUCCGGACAAAUUCAUCCGGAGACACAUGGAGCCACGAGCACCUAAAGUCCAACCAAUCACCGCUGAAAAGCGCUUAAUCUACUUAUCACUGCCUUUCAAAGGUGAUGUGAUAGCAGAACGAACUACUCGAAGGCUCUGCAAUGCAACAGCGAGAACGUACUUUGCAGCUGACCUCCGCGUCAGCUUCACUUCUACGCCAGUCGUGAGUCAGCAUCUCAAGGACAGAUUGCCGAGGUCGAAUAUUUCCUUCUGUGUGUAUCAUUUUUCUUGCUCGUGUCGAGCAAGUUAUAUUGGAAAGACGACCAGGAGACUGUCUGAGAGAGUGCGAGAACAUUGCCCGGCGUGGCUCUACACUGGUGUCAGAAAGACAGUAGUCAGCGCGGUGCUGGGGCAUUUGGCCGACACAAAUCACCAAGUGAAUGUGCGAGAGGCCUUCCGGCCUAUCUACAGGAUAUCUGGACGCCACACGCGAGCCCUCCGAUGUCGCCUAUUGGCGACAGCGGAAGCAAUCGCUAUUCGGCUCCAUAAUCCCGAAUUGUGUGCCCAAAAGAAGUUUGUACAUGCUCUACAGCUGCCAUGGCCUCAAGCUUCCCCAUGUUACGACACCACGCCUGACCCUUCCACUAACGAUGCCCAAGCCAGUGUGGUCACUUGAUCGCAUUAACCGGUCAAUUCACUUCAUUGAUUCAUUGUAUUUAAAUACCCUGUGUUUGAUUUAUUCCUAUCAUCUGUGGUGUGUUGGCCUGAUGCGAUCCACCGAAAACAAG
Molecule: messenger RNA, 2695 nt
Organism: Dicrocoelium dendriticum
Lineage: Eukaryota; Metazoa; Platyhelminthes; Trematoda; Plagiorchiida; Dicrocoeliidae
Source: the annotation of a GenBank genome assembly